Molecule: messenger RNA, 1002 nt
Organism: Cercopithifilaria johnstoni
Lineage: Eukaryota; Metazoa; Nematoda; Chromadorea; Rhabditida; Onchocercidae
Source: the annotation of a GenBank genome assembly
AUGACUAAAUUAGAAAAAGAUGAUGAACCGUUGCGGGCUACUUACACGCCAUCCAGACCGCCUUGGAUCGGUUGCUGGAAUAAACGUUGGGAUCAACGUGACCAAAGCAAGUCACGUAAGGCAUGGUGGACCGAAUUGGGAUGGACAGACGAAGCAACGGAAAACGGCAGAAUGAGUGUUGUUAGACCACAACUAAGAGAGCAAGAUUUGGAAUAUUAUGAUCCUAAAGUGCCCGAUGGGACCUCUCUCGCGGGUCCGAUGGGUCUUGAUUCAACACGAUACCCCAAUUUAACACGAAAAAGUGAUCAGCCAGGGAAUUACGAAGAAUUUAUGAAUAAGCUCUACAAAAAUUCCACACAGUAUAAGGAUAUCGCUGCAAAAUAUGAGUUAACUGAGGGGCCGUGGCCUCAUCACCAGGGCUUGAAAGUAAUGCGUGCUAACAACAACUAUCAUGAAUUUCUGGCUAGGCAUCAAACACCGUGGUGGAUGCCAAAGUUCUUUCGAUUCUUCAAUUCCCCGCUUAACGAAGAUCCCAUCAUAAAGGGGUUGGCUUCUGCACAGUAUAUGGCUUUCCUUUUGAUCCCCUGCACUGGUUUGCAUAUUCGAGGUCACAACAUACUUCCUGUGCCAGUCACUCCACUAUCAAUAAUGAGGACAUAUUUUAAGCUCUUACCCACUCCAGCUACAUUGGCCUUUACAUGGGGUGUGACAUUGAGCGGUGCAGCGAUGGUUAGGCACAGAGACGAUUUUACGAACCAUCUUUAUGCAUCAACCGCAGCAGGGAUCGUCUUUGCAACAAUGAGAGAUAAUUUCCUCGCUGGCUGUUCAUUGGGCUUCCUUGCAUACAUUACUGGGAUAUGCUGGCAGUACAUGAGAGUGUCAGAGUGGAGUUUGCAAAACAAAGUUGUACAUCGCAAGUCUGGGAGCUUCUAUGGUGGACCACUGGUAUGGAAACUGAAGUGGAGAGGUGGUGAAGAAGAAAUACCGACCAAGAAAUGGUGA